AUGUGCACGACCUCCCCGGGUACAGGCGUAUCAAAUAAUAUGAAUACCCGAUGGGUCGGGUCAUCGAUCGAUACCCCAACCACAGACAGCAGUGGGCUACCUCCAAUCAGCAGGCAGAGGCACUACGGAGCUGUUGAGCUGGGGGACACCGGCGAGCAAGUCAACGUCAAUGACGUCGUGGAGAUCGCCGAUGCCGUCAAAAUCGAGAGUGGUAGCGGAGGUUCACCGUCACAACCGCGCCUAGCUCAGGUGCUCUCUAUGUGGGAAGACACCUUUACGGGCCUAUUCAAGUUCCACGCGCGCUGGCUGGUGCACUCGUCUGAUCUCCCUGAAGAUGCCUUCGCCCGGCUCCAGGCGGCUCGUCGUGCCUUCGCAGGUGAAGAGGAACCCGGCAGCGUUAACGAGUCGCUCGAGGAAACGGAGAUGAAAAACGAGGUAUUCCUCACCACGAAAAGGGAGGAUCUCGACGUCCGUGCAAUCGCCAAGCCCAUCACGCUGUCAGUGGCGACCACAGUUGCCGAACGCGCCACCGAGCCGAAACGAAACAUGGGGCCACGCCUUACCCACGCCUUCGAUGCUUCGUCGGGCGACUUCAUCCCCGUGGAGCCCACUGAUGCCAUUGUCAAGCGUGCGAGAGCCAGGCACGCGGAAAUUGCCACGCGCGCGUCAAGGCUGGUCGAAGGAACCGCUGCCGUCAGGAGCGGCAAGUCCGUGACGCAGAGCAGCAACGGUUGGUUGCUGCCGAACCGAAAAACAAGAGUGUCAACAAGGACGGUUUCUGAUGCCGGGACUAGCAGGACCGGCGGCAAUGUUGCUGCUGCCGCUGCUACAUCUGUGCGCGACACCGAAUCGGAACAAGAGUGGAGCGAGAGUGGCAGUGACAGCGGUCCCGACCACUCUGCCAAGUCUGACGACAUGGAGUGGAAACAAGGGGACGAAGAAAGCGGUGGCGACGACGACGUCGACGACAGCGACUCAACAGGCAAGGACCAACAACCCUUCGACGCGCCGCCCCGAAAAUCGGCUCGACGUAAGAAGCGGCUCCUGGCGAAUGAUGACGACGACGGGAAGGGUGUCAACAGACGCACUUCCGCUUCUUCUCCCUGCCCUGUUUCUGGUACGCCGCCUACCCAAAACCCGCCUCUGUUGCCUGGCAGCACAACUCAUGCGAAGCGACCGCGUCGCCUGGCCAUGCCUCCCGUCGAAGGCAAUCCUUCGUUGUCGGCUCGCCUGGAUUCAGAAAAGACCGAUCAAUACCUACCUCCCACUGCUACCGACUCCGGGGUCACCGGCAAGGACCGCUGUCCCAAUCGCGUGCGCACCGCGUCCGCGGGAGCGGCAGAAGGGACUCCUCCCGGGGCGACGCCAUCGCCGCCGGGUUGGGAGGAAGGCCCCGCCUCAUCAGUAAAGCGCCGACUGUCAAUUGCGGGGAAGAGAAAGAGGGGCCGACCGGCUAAGACCGCCGUGGAGGAAUCCGACUUCCCUCCCCGACGUACUCUUGUCGGCAACGGCUACCAGGCUGAUAUUCCGGACUUGCUACCGGCGGAGGAAAGGAAGGCCGCUGCGCCUACGUCCGCGGGAACCGGCGCCAAGAUGGUCUGGCGAAGCAUUCGUGACUGGGAUCCACACUCCCGCGGAAUGCUGUCCUCGUACCUCGAGGCAGCGAAGAAGGCGGUCCAGGCGAAGCAGUCUCGCCCAGGCGUGGUCGUUCACGUGCGCCUCGGCGGCAAGGGUGACAAGGGCGGGACCCCGGGAGAUGAGUCCAGCGUUGCCAGCAGCUACGCUGUCUGGGCGGUCACCGCCGGCCGCGACGCGGGCAGCAACGCCCGCGGCGUUGCGCGAGUCGGCUGCUCGGAAAUGGCCCAGACGGAGGUCCCCAUAUCUGCCAUUCAACGGGUGCAGUGUGAGGAAGAGGCCCUGGCUGCCUUGGUUAAGGCCAGGUGCACCCUGGACGACUUCGACCCGGCCCUAAAAAUUCUCGUAGGCGACGAGGCAUCGCCGGAGAGCAUUCAACCUUGGACCCUCCAACAGGUGAGAACCCUGGAGCAAGCCCUCGCAAAGGAUUGUAACCGAGACAGGCGUCUGCACGGGUGGGCUCGAGAGGGGAUGGACAUAGACCGCGAGGAUCUCAUCGACCUUGCCGACGUCAUCAAGCAGAUCCCUGGCAAGAGCCCGACGCAGGUGCUUUGUUUCUUCUACAGAUACCUUGCGACGGCGGAGCCCCUCACGGACGUUGUCUACGGGGAGGAGGCGGCUGAAGCACGAAAACGCGAAGCCAUCCUCCCUACUGACAGCCCUGGGCGAGAGUCGAACAUCUCAACAUUCAGGCUGGCCGCCAAGCACAUGAGCUCGGCCACCCCUGCCAGCGACAGCGUAGGCGCCGCGACAUACGAUCCCCCGGCCGACCGCAAGUCAAGCACUCCUGCAGUCCCUCUGCUUCCUGCCUCUGAAGCCAAGGGCUCCUUAAGGGAGCGGGAAGAUGUGAGGCCACCGAAGCACACGGUUUCUCCCCCGAUGCGUAGCACCGUGUCUCCUGCCGUGGACCACGCCCCGCGCAGCCACGGUCCUGCCGGUGCCAACCGGAACGUUGGUGGUGAAUACGAGCGUCAGCGGGCAGCCAGGGAGCAAAUGUGGCGGACGCCGAGGGAUAUGCCCCCGGGCGUCGAGGUGCUAGAGGUGGAGGACAGCGAUGACGGAGCAGAGAUUGCUAGAAGGGCCCCGAGGGGAUCGGCGUUCCACGCCGCUGGCUCCGCGGCACAAGUGGCAACAGCGCGUGGACACCACCCCAGCACCGGGGAGGGAGGAUGGCACCCAGCUGGCCAUGCGCCGGAGAUAUCGUGGGGCCCCAGGCCGAUACGCCCCCGUCCGGUCCCACCAGUAAUGUCGGACGCAGCGGCGGCAGCAGACCAACGGCGCUACCUUCCGACGGCAGCUCGACCGGUCCCCCCGAACUGGCACGGCCGCCGCACAAACGUCGCCAUGCCGAGGCAUGCGGGCCAGCAGCCACCGCGGCUGCAGCAACAGCAGCAGCAGCAGCAACAGCAACAGCAGCAGCAACAGCAACAGCACCCCUACCAUAUCCGCCGCGAGGUUGGUGAUGGCCGUAUGGGCAGAUACUCGGCCGCGUACGAAGACCGGCGCGAAGAAUUAUUGGAGCAAGACGUGUUCGGUUUCAUGGGUCCGUGCUGGAGUCUGCUGGAGAAGGCACAAGCGUACUUGGACCAGGACCAGCUUGUGUAUAUGAGAGGCCUCAUCCUCAGGCACGUCCAAAAGCCCAUGACUCGCGCCCAGCUACUGGAGAGAGCCGAGAGCUGCCUAGCGGAACAGCCGCAGGUUUUCGCCGCCUUCGUCAAGACGUUCGACCGCGUCGAUCUCAUCCACGCCGAAGCUCCACCGGUGCCCUUUUACCCAGCCAUGAAAACAGCCCGUGACGAUCCGCCCGAGUCGGUGUCGUACAGGGGGAGGAUCCACUCCCACGCGGACGACGGCGGGGCACGGCCACCUUUCCCCUAUUCCCGAGUACCUGCUGCGGUUCCUCGCGAAUACCCGGUGCCCCCCGGUGCCACGGCCGCGAGGGCACGGCCCAACGAUACCUACCGUCGCGUUGCCGCGGCGGCGGCGGGGGUGGAUGCCCGCCGUGAGCGGCAGCCGUUGCCGCAGUACGCGGUUGCGUGGGGCAAGGGUGUCGGCAGGGGGUACCAGAACGAUGAAGCUGUCCUCCCGCCUCAUCGGCUGGCCGGCUCCACAUACCGCCAUCCCUCUCCUCCCCGUGGUCCAGCCUCUGCGGCAGGGCCCGGGAUGAUGUAUCGAGAGGAUGGGCGAGAUCGGGAAGCGAGAAUAGUGAGGAGCUGGCCACAACAACGGCAGCAGCAGAGGUCGUGUGAGUGGCGGACGGAUGGCCCUUGUUCGCCGUCAGCACCUCCUGUGCCACUCGAGGCGCAUGCGUCUGGGCGGAGGGUGUCGGAAUGGCGACACGGUAGGGCAGGUGGCUGGGGCUAAAAUAUGAAGCAGCGAAGCAAAUGCCUGGCGCCGUUUCACUUAACCCCAAUUUUCGUUAUUAUGGUGUCUCCAAGCGAAAGCCUGUUUUCUUCCAUCUGUUAAGGUUCUGCGCGUCGUCCUUCUUUGUUUAUUGAUGAUGAUCGACCACGUUGUCGUGUUUUCAUUAUUUGAGUGCAUAAAAAUUGCCAUUUCCUCUGUUUUUUACGACAUCCUGCGUAUAAUAGCGUGCUUCUUUUACGUCUGCUACCGAAGUACGCGUGGAAGUGGGAGCGUUAGCUUGUUAGUGCGUGCGUGUGUUGUUAUCGUACGUACAGGGUAUGCGUGCUGAUGAUAUUCAUCUUCGUGCGCACGUCCAGCGUGCGGUCGAUUGAACUUUCUUCUAAGCUAAUGGGUCCGUGUAAUUGAGCAACCGACCUGGGUGGCCCUUGACGUCAGAUUUGUGUUUUGUGUUUUGUGUUACUUUAAUGUGCAUCGACCGCGCUAACCGCCUGACCAAUGAAAAAACGUCAGGCUCAGUGCGGUUGACAACACAAAAUACUUCUAAAGGCUACAUCAUCCGGGACCUCGUGAGAAGGGCGUAACGGGGGAGGCUAAACUUCUCUCCGGAUUGAAGACGGAGACGGUAUCAACAGAAGGACAUUGCCCACGUGUCUACCAAGCCUGCUACUCCGCGUGUUUGUGUGUGUGUGAACCCUACUGCACGUUAAAGAAAAAUAAUUUUGUAGUGACAGCCAAAUGAGAUGCAAGACGUA
Molecule: messenger RNA, 4751 nt
Organism: Ectocarpus sp. CCAP 1310/34
Lineage: Eukaryota; Phaeophyceae; Ectocarpales; Ectocarpaceae
Source: the annotation of a GenBank genome assembly